Calidris pugnax (ruff) is the source of this 1074-nucleotide messenger RNA. RefSeq names its product zona pellucida sperm-binding protein 3-like. Gene Ontology annotation, molecular function: acrosin binding. The annotation marks the transcript as partial. The transcript is spliced from 9 exons. Lineage: Eukaryota; Metazoa; Chordata; Aves; Charadriiformes; Scolopacidae. Gene Ontology annotation, cellular component: extracellular matrix. The record is from RefSeq and is a predicted model, not a curated record. Gene Ontology annotation, biological process: egg coat formation; binding of sperm to zona pellucida; positive regulation of acrosome reaction.
GGUGCUGCUGAGAGCAGGGUGACCUUUGUGGCUGGGCUGCACGAGUGUGGCAGCAGCCUGCAGCUGACCCCUGACUCCUUGAUCUACAAAACCAGUUUGUCCUACAAGCCUACUCCUUCUGGCAACCUGGGGAUUGUAAGGACCAACCCUGCUGUGGUUCCUAUUGAGUGUCACUACCCCAGGAAGGGCAAUGUGAGCAGCCACGGUGUGCGGCCCACGUGGGCUCCCUUCCGCUCCACCCUGUUGGCGGAGGAGAGGCUGACGUUCUCCCUGCGCCUCCUGACCGAUGACUGGAGCACUGAGAGAGUCUCCAAUGGCUUCCAGCUGGGGGAGAGGCUGCACCUGGAGGCUGCUGUGGCUUCUGGGGGCCAUGUCCCCCUGAGGCUCUUUGUGGAUGAGUGUGUGGCCACCCUGAGUCCCGACAGGACCUCCUCUCCCCGAUAUGCCUUGAUUGAGCUUGGCGGGUGCUUGGUGGAUGGGAGAUCAGAGGACAGCUCCUCAGCCUUCAUCUCUCCAAGGCUGAGGCAGGACACGCUGCGCUUCACAGUGGAUGCCUUCAAGUUUGCAGGAGAUGAGAGGAACUUGAUCUAUCUCACCUGCCAGCUGAAGGUCUCCCCAGAGGACCAAGCCCCAAGUCCCUGGAACAAGGCCUGUUCCUUCAACAAGGCCAGCAGCCUCUGGGCUCCAGUGGAGGGCACAGGAGACAUCUGCAGCUGCUGUGAGACAGGCAACUGUCCAUUGCAUGGAGGAUACUCCCAGAGAAUCCACUCUCCAGCCAGGUGGUCCAGGAGGCGCUUGAAGAGAGACAUCCCUUCCAAGCAAGGUGGAUCCUCCGUGGUGGCAGAGGCUGAAGUCUCCCUUGGACCACUAGUGAUCCUUGAUCCAGCUCAGGAAUUGUGGACUUCCUCAGGAGGUCCUGCCCCAGUAGGGAAGACCCCACCUGGUGCUGCUGAAGGUCUUCCUGUGCUGGUCCAAGUUGCUGUUCUCAUAGCGGCUGCUGUGUUGACCUUGAUUGCUCUUGGUGUGUUCCUCUGGUGCAGAUGAUGCAGCUGCCCUCCUGGAGUGUCUCUGUAA